AUGGAAGGCGAAUGCUUGAUGAGAAGGAGAGCCGAUGACUGGAUCAAUGCGACACACAUCCUUAAAGUCGCAGGAUUCGAUAAGCCCUCGAGGACUCGAAUACUAGAACGUGAGGUGCAGAAAGGUGUACAUGAGAAGGUGCAGGGAGGCUAUGGGAAAUAUCAAGGAACAUGGAUCCCGUUGCCGGAAGCUCGAUUACUGGCGGAGCGAAAUAAUAUACUGGACAAGAUACGCCCCAUAUUAGACUAUGUUGCCGGCGAUCGAAGCCCGCCACCUGCGCCGAAACAUACGACCGCUUCAAGGCCACGAGCGCCGCGAGGGUCAACUGCAAACAAGCGAGCGGUACAAGAAGAAUCUUUUAACAUGCGAGCACCUCGAAUGAGUGUUCCUAGCUUUUCUCAAGACCAAUAUGACAUGCCCCCACCUACAUUUGAAGAGGAGGAGUCGAUUGAACAUACUACUCUGGAAUCGUCAUCGAUGAUGGCCGAAGAAGAUAUGGUCCCGAUGUCACAGCACUCAAAUCAUUCCAGGAAGCGUAAGCGCACUACGGGUGAGGUGAAUGUUAUGUCAACGACUGAGCAGGAGCAUAUACUGUACGGAGACCAACUUCUGGACUAUUUCAUGACAGUAGGCGAUGCUCCGGAGGCUGCAAAAGUACAACCUCCUGUGCCGCCAGCCAACUUCCAAGUGGAUCGGCCUAUCGAUGAUCAAGGUAAUACGGCACUACACUGGGCUGCUGCUAUGGGCGACUUAGAAAUUGUUCAGGAUCUCCUGCGCAGGGGUGCCAAUGUACAUGCUGUCUCCGUCCAUGAGGAAACCCCUCUUGUGCGUGCAGUCUUGUUCACCAACAACUACGAGAAGAAGACGAUGCCUGCACUCGUGAAUCUCCUCCAAGAAAAUCUCACUUUCCGGGAUUGGUUUGGAGCCACGGUUUUUCAUCAUUUGGCAGAAACCACUCGCAGUAAAGGUAAAUGGAAAAGCGCGCGCUACUACUGCGAGGUCCUUCUCCAGAAGAUACGUGACACAUUUCCUCCGCAGGAGCUGGAUAUGCUCCUUUCAUGCCAGGAUUCGAACGGCGAUACACCAGCACUAGUAGCUGCUCGGAACGGUAAUUUUCGCUUGACAUCUCUUUUCCUACUUCACUGCCGCCGUGCCGGCGAUUUAGUCAAUCAAAAGGGGGACACAGCCGUUGGUAUUAUGGAUCAAGCAAAUGCUCGCCGGGUCGCUCCUCCUCCUCCUUCUAGUGUGACAUAUGUGAACGAACGAGCUGAUAUUGAAACACUUGACGUGAUGGAUACUGAUGAUAAGUCCUUGAAUCCGCCUCCAGCCUCGUCACCUGCGGCAUCAGUCGUGGCUCGUAAGAUAUCGCGGUUGAUGGAGGAGGCACAGCGGAAGCUUAGCCUCGCUUAUGGGAAUGCAAAAGUUGGCCAACAGAGUGCCGGAGAUGUGACGAGUCCCCAGGAAUUGUUCGAGCAGCUGGAAAAGGAUCGGCAGGCACUGCAAAAGGAGAUGGCUGCGUUAAUGUCCCAGGAAGGCGCAAACGAUUCCCUUGCACUGCAAAUGGAUCGCUACAAAGAACUUGAAAGUCGUUGCGCGUCGCUCAUUGAACAGAUCCACCGCAAACAACUUUCCGAUCGCUUUGAUGCUGGUGCCCCCAAAGAGCAAGCACCGCCUUCACACAGCGAUCCCCCAGAUACCCAGGAGCUCCUACAGCGCUACGAGUUAGUGCGUAGGUUAGUGUCAGCACAAGAGGCGCGACGAGAAGCGGUUCGAGAGCUCCUACAGCAGAAGGCCGAUGCCGGGGUUAGCACUAAGCUAGACAUGCAUCGGAAACUAGUAGCCUUGGCGACUGGUCUGAAAGAAGAUGAGCUUGAUCCAAUGGCGGCUGAGCUGGCAGAUACGCUCGAGUUCGACCGGAUCAAUGGGAAAGAGUCGGAAGAUGUAUCAUCUGCUCGGCUUCCAUUCCCUUCACAUGCGAUGCAUUCAGGUUCUACUGUUCCUGUCGAUGCUUGACAAUAUAGCACAUAUAUAUUACCCAACGUCGCGGUUGAAAAGCUUCAUUUCUCUCGUGUACAGUUGCGAAAGGCUCGGUCUCAUGGACUUAUUAUCCUACCAACUGUACUAAGCACGGUUCGAUUUUGAUACUCUACGACGAUUAUCUACCCACUGCCCAUGCCUUCACGGCUUGCUUGUGAUACCCGUUUUAUUCAAUACUUUCCCCCGUUGCUACUACCACUGUACAUAGUUUUGGUUGUGGAGUCUCAUCUUCAGAGCAUCGUCCUGAAGAGAUGGUUGAUAUGUAUGUGACAUUUAAUCCAAUUCAAAUAA
This is a messenger RNA of Talaromyces stipitatus ATCC 10500, 2328 nucleotides long. RefSeq names its product APSES transcription factor, putative. Gene Ontology annotation, molecular function: protein binding; DNA binding; transcription regulator activity. Gene Ontology annotation, cellular component: MBF transcription complex; SBF transcription complex. The coding region runs from base 1 to 2013 and encodes 670 amino acids. NCBI's taxonomy places the organism in Eukaryota, Fungi, Ascomycota, Eurotiomycetes, Eurotiales, Trichocomaceae. The transcript has 2 exons. The record is from RefSeq and is a predicted model, not a curated record.